Colossoma macropomum (tambaqui) is the source of this 1512-nucleotide messenger RNA. RefSeq names its product CMRF35-like molecule 1. Gene Ontology annotation, cellular component: plasma membrane. NCBI's taxonomy places the organism in Eukaryota, Metazoa, Chordata, Actinopteri, Characiformes, Serrasalmidae. Gene Ontology annotation, molecular function: transmembrane signaling receptor activity. The transcript has 9 exons. The record is from RefSeq and is a predicted model, not a curated record. The coding region runs from base 23 to 1144 and encodes 373 amino acids.
CUCUGGAGCCUCUUAUAGAAACAUGCACUUUUACUCACUCAUGAGUUCUUUAAUUCUCUUUGUGUUACUCCUCUGUAUCUCAGAUUCUGAGAGCCUGAAGACACUGAAGAAUUUAGCUGUAAGACGUGGAGGAUCUCUCAGUAUUCCAUGUUUUUAUGAUGAGAAAUACAAAUCAAACCGUAAAUACUGGUGUAAGGGGUAUUACUGGUCCUUCUGUAAAAUAGUAGCUUCUACAAACAAAAGUGGAGGAACAUCAGUCACCGAUCAUCCAACCCAGAAUAUGUUUACCGUGGAACUGAACAGCCUUCAAGACUCUGACUCUGGAUAUUAUUGGUGUGCUGUGGAAAUUGGUGGGAAUUAUGACAAGGAUUAUUUGUACCUGACGGUCAGUGCAGGUCCUGCUAUGUCAGUGAUAAACAGCAGAGUGAGUGGUCAGGAAGGGGGCAGUGUCAGUGUCCAGUGUCUCUACAGUGCUGAAUAUAAGAAUAUACAGAAGCAGUGGUGCAGAUUUACAGACUGGAGUUGUUUCCCAGUGGGGAGGACUAACACAUUCCAGAAUUCAGCAGUGCUGGUCAUUGACUAUGGAAAAGGAUCCGUCAGGGUGGAGAUGAGUGGUCUGCAGAAGAGUGAUGCUGGCUGGUACUGGUUCAGUGCAGGAGAUGUGGGGGUUACUGUUCACCUCACUGUCACUGAAAGACCUUCAACAACAACAGCUGUGACUACAGUUUCUGCCACUGAGAAAACCAGUAUUAGUGAAACCACUUCAGGUUCUACAGCUGUGUCCAAAAAUACAGAGACAGCAACAGUAGAGCUCAAUGGAAAUGCCAUGCUCAUCUGGGCUCUACUGGCUGUAGGCCUGGGGCUGCUGCUGAUUCUGGCCACCAUUAUAACCUGGAUGUUGACAAAAAAGUGCAAUGAAAAUGAAACAGAGACCAGAGGGAGCGUCAGUAACACUGUAGUUCACACAGCACCUAUGACUGAAAGCCCAGUGAUAUACAGCUCUGUGAUACAUAAAAAGAAAAAGCCUUCAUCUGCAUCGGAUCAUGAAAAUGAUGUGAUCUACAGCAAUGCAACCACAACAACCAAACAGAAAACUGUCAGUGAAAAUACAGCCAUUAUCACCAGUAACAGUUCACUGUUUUAAUCACUUGAUAGUUUAAGUUAAGUGGGCAUUAACUGGUUGAAACUUUAAGAGUUUAUGAGAAAAAAAUGUAGCUUUGACCUCAACCUUAUUAAACAUUUAGUUUAGCUGGUGAAAGAGCACUCAGGGUGGUAGGAAUGAGAGAUCCUCCAUUAUUUCUAACCCUGUCCUAUUUUCCAGCUCUCUCAGGCAGUCGGAGAUGAUGAGGUGAUCUACAGCUCUGUGGUUUCAGAGUAAGAGGUGAGAGAGUCUCAGAGUGAGUGUCAAAAUACAAUAGCUAUGGUAUGGUCUGUCAUGGACUGUUAUUCACAUGAAGGGUUCCGUGAAAAAUAAAUUGUACCCCAAAUGUUGUCGAUUGUCGAUCAAUGUUU